This is a messenger RNA of Aspergillus homomorphus CBS 101889, 841 nucleotides long. RefSeq names its product NEDD8 family protein RUB1. The record is from RefSeq and is a predicted model, not a curated record. Bases 357 to 590 code for a protein of 77 amino acids. The transcript is spliced from 4 exons. Gene Ontology annotation, cellular component: cytoplasm; nucleus. Gene Ontology annotation, molecular function: ubiquitin protein ligase binding; protein tag activity. NCBI's taxonomy places the organism in Eukaryota, Fungi, Ascomycota, Eurotiomycetes, Eurotiales, Aspergillaceae. Gene Ontology annotation, biological process: protein neddylation; modification-dependent protein catabolic process; regulation of proteolysis.
UUGAGUAUCUCUUCAAAGCUCACCCGUCAGCAGCCAGAAAACUCAUGGCUUAUGACCAAUCUUCUAGAUAACGACACAAUAUUGCAAGCAAGCAACUAAUUCGAGCCCGCCGUUGAUCUGAUCUGAUCUGGUGCUCUCGCCGAGCCUUUCCAGACAGUGUGUUGAUGCCCCACCAGAAACCCCGCCGCGGCUUUCCCGUCAGCAACAAACCACCUCCUGCUUACUACUUACUUACCACCGACCAAGUCUACCCCAACUUCUCUCGCAUACCCGGACUUAGAUCUUGCGCUGCGCUAUCGCAAACCUUCUCCACCAUCUUCCGCCCUUUUACCAUAUAGACCGACCGUCCAUUCAAGAUGUUGAUCAAAGUGCGCACCCUCACCGGCAAGGAGAUCGAACUCGACAUCGAGCCCGACUACAAGGUCUCCCGGAUAAAAGAGCGAGUCGAGGAGAAAGAAGGCAUCCCACCGGUCCAGCAACGACUGAUUUUCGGCGGAAAGCAAAUGGCCGACGACAAGACUGCCGCAGAAUACAACCUCGAAGGUGGUGCCACACUACACCUGGUUCUCGCGCUUCGGGGUGGUAUCUAAAUGGAAAUUGGGGAAAAGAGAGAAAGGGAGAGAGGAAGAGAGUCCUCUUUCUGAAAUGCUAUGUGGAAUAGUAAAUCGGUUUUAUUUUCUUUCUUUUAAUCUUCACUCCGAUAAUCUCUUGUUCCGUGUUUCAGGAACUGGCUUUCCUGAUAAGACGGAAUUGUUCAUCAUGCUUUUUUUCGCAGGCGUACAGAAUUCAGGGCGCAUGAACGUCCGCUUGGGCUGUCUCCAUCCUCGCCCUUGUAAUGUGC